This is a messenger RNA of Scheffersomyces amazonensis, 3943 nucleotides long. Its product is annotated as ATP-dependent RNA helicase. Bases 1 to 3894 code for a protein of 1297 amino acids. Gene Ontology annotation, cellular component: nucleolus; intracellular anatomical structure. Lineage: Eukaryota; Fungi; Ascomycota; Pichiomycetes; Serinales; Debaryomycetaceae. The transcript is spliced from 2 exons. Gene Ontology annotation, biological process: maturation of SSU-rRNA from tricistronic rRNA transcript (SSU-rRNA, 5.8S rRNA, LSU-rRNA). Gene Ontology annotation, molecular function: helicase activity; RNA binding; ATP binding. The record is from RefSeq and is a predicted model, not a curated record.
AUGGGGACUUAUAGAAAGCGGUUCAAUGAGAAGGCGCGGUCGGGAAUGCUUGCCAAGCAAGCGGCUUUGAAAAAGGUCAGACAGAAGCAAUUUAAUCGAGAAGAUGAGAUAGAUUCUCCAGUAGAAGUUGCAACUAAUGAACCAUCACAACAAUUAGAAAAUUCCAAUGCAGAGAUUUUACAACCAGUGACUAAAGAAGAGAAAGAGGAAAGAAAGAGAAAAUUGGAAGAAUCUUUAUUUGGCCAUAAUAAAGAAACUAAAAUGUCCCGAAAUAAGAAGAAGAGAUUAGAUAAGUAUAUUGAACAUCAAUUAAAGAGAGAAGAGAAGAAGACAUUAUUUGAAAAAUUAUCUAAGACUAAAGUAGAUACUUCAUUAUUUGCCCAAUCUAAGGAAUUGGGUAAGGGGAAACAGACCAGACGUGAAGAAAUGGUUGAAGCUUUGGAAUUGGAGAGACAAGGUAGAGGUGAUGAACAUACUAAAGAGAUCUUAUAUGAGGAAAGACAAGUAGCUGAAUGGCCACAAGAUGAAACAAAUGAUAUGUUUAAUAAUUCAGUCGGUGGAUCAGAUGACGAAGAAGAAGGUCAUGAUGAUGAAGAUGAAUUAGAUAAAUUUGGAGACUUUUCUCAAUCAUCCUCAUUUGUUGAUAAUAGGCCGUCUAAAUUUGGAGGUAGUGGAGUUGGAUUCGGAUUUGCCAAUUUAGCUAAAGUAGACAAGAAGCCCAAAGGAGCAGCUUCUCAUAAAAAAUAUACUUGGAGAUUAAAGGUAGAUCAGGAAGAGAAAAAGAGGAAUAAGAUUGAGGAUGAAAAUGAUUUCUUGAGUAGUGAAGAGGAGGAAGAAGAAGAGGAGGAAGAAGAAGAGGAGGAAGCAGAAGGGGAAAGCGAAGAGGAAGAAGAGGAGGAGGAAGACAUAGGCAACGAUGAAGAAGUAUCGGAUGCAGCUGAAGUUGAUGAAGAAGAAGACAAUGAAGACGAGGAAGAUGAUGAGGAAGAUGACGAAGAAGAAGAUGACGAAGACAGUGAAACCGAAGAUGAAGAAGAUUUACCAAGACUCUUACAAACCAAACCAAAGCAUUCAGAUGUCGCUCAAUCUUUCAAAGAAUGGGCCGAACAACAAGUAAGAAAGAUGGAAGGUCGUGACGUUGAGAUGACAAUGCCAGAAUUAUCUGAAGAAGCCAAAAAGGGGUUAAGCCAUACUAUUCAUGAAGAAGAUAUCGACCACUCAUCGGAUGAAGAAGGCUAUAUUCCCAUCAAUAAAGAUUUACAAAGAGAAGCAUUUUAUGUAGAUGUAACUCGAUCAGAACAGAUUCAACAACAAAGAAUGCAUUUACCAGUAUUUGGAGAAGAACAUAGAAUUAUGGAAGCCAUAUAUCAUCAUGAUUGUGUUAUAAUAUGUGGUGAAACUGGUUCAGGUAAGACUACUCAAGUCCCACAAUUCUUAUAUGAAGCAGGAUUUGGAAAUCAUGAAAAUAAAAUAUAUCCAGGAAUGAUUGGUAUAACUCAACCUAGAAGAGUUGCAGCCGUAUCUAUGGCCGAAAGAGUUGGAAAUGAAUUAGGAGAUCAUAAAGGAAGGGUUGGUUAUCAAAUUCGAUUUGAUACAACCAUAAAAGAUGAAGGUAAACCCAAUGGAACGGCUAUGAAAUUCAUGACUGAUGGGGUAUUAUUAAGGGAAAUGAUGAGUGAUUUUAUGUUAAAUAAAUAUUCAGUAAUUAUAAUUGAUGAAGCUCAUGAAAGAAAUAUUAAUACUGAUAUUUUAAUUGGAAUGUUAAGUAGAGUAUUGAAAUUAAGAAGAAAUUAUUAUGAAAGGGAUCCUCUGAAAUAUAAACCUUUAAAAUUAAUAAUUAUGUCGGCUACUUUAAGAGUGUCUGAUUUUUCAGAAAAUUCGCAGCUAUUUAAAGUUCCACCCCCUAUUUUAAAAGUUGACGCCAGACAAUAUCCUGUUAGUGUACAUUUUAAUAAGAAGACACAUUUUGAAUAUCAAGAUGAAGCAUUCAGAAAGGCAAUUAAAAUUCAUAAGAAAUUACCUCCUGGUGGUAUACUUAUAUUUAUGACUGGUCAACAAGAAAUCACAUCUUUAGUUAAACGGUUAAGAUCGGAAUUCCCAUUUGCUAAGAAAUCAAAAGUACCUGUCUAUGAAUCAACUUCAGCAAAUAUAAAGAGUUCAGUUCAGAAUGAUUUUGAAGCUGAAGAAAUUGAUUUUAGUGUUAAAGUAGAAGUACUUAAUGAGAAUGAUGGUGCCAGUGACAGUGAUGAUGAUAAUGAAGAUGAUUCUGAUAACGAAGAAGGAUUUGAUGAGGAAAGAGAAGAUCAUCAAACUGAUGAUGAUCCCUUAUAUGUCUUACCUCUUUAUUCCUUGUUACCUACCAAACAACAAAUGAAAGUAUUUGAAGAUCCUCCAAAGGGUAGUCGAUUAUGUGUUGUGGCCACCAAUGUAGCAGAAACUUCAUUAACUAUUCCUGGAAUUAGAUAUGUUAUUGAUUGUGGUAGAGCCAAAGAAAGAAGAUAUAAUGAAGAGAAUGGAGUUCAAUCUUUUGAGAUCGAUUGGAUAUCAAAGGCAUCAUCGGAUCAAAGAUCUGGUAGAGCUGGUAGAACUGGUCCAGGUCAUUGUUACCGAUUAUUUUCUUCAGCCAUAUAUGAGAAUUACUUCCCACAAUUCAGUAAACCUGAGAUUCUUAGAAUGCCAUUUGAAAGUAUCGUAUUAUCUAUGAAGAGUAUGGGGAUUGAUCAAAUAUCCAAUUUCCCUUUCCCCACUCCUCCCGAUAGAAGUUCACUUGUAAAAGCUGAAAGAUUAUUAACUAUAUUAGGAGCAUUAGAUGUAGAAAAGAAAACUAUAACUGAAUUAGGAAGAACUAUGUCACUCUUCCCAUUAAGUCCAAGAUUUGCUAAAAUCCUUAUAGUAGGAAAUCAAUUUGGAUGUCUUCCUUAUAUAGUUGCCAUAGUUUCAGCAUUAUCCGUUGGAGAUCCUUUCAUAGGAGAAAAUGAACUUGGAAUAUCUAACAAUAAUAACAAUAAUGAUGAUGAUGAUGAUGACAAUGGUCAUGGACAUGAAGAUCUGGAAGAAGAAUCAAAGAAAUUAAGAACUAAAUUCUAUCAAUCCAGAGCCCAAUUUUCUAGAUUAGAUUCAACAAGUGAUGGAUUAAUGCUUUUAUCAGCUGUAUGUGCUUUUGAUCAUGUUCCAGAAAGUAAAAGAUCAACCUUUUUAGCGGGGAAUUUCUUAAGAGGUAAAGUUAUGGAAGAAAUAUCCAAGUUGAGAAAACAAGUUAGUUACAUUGUCAAAAUUUCUACAUCAAAGGAUUCUAUUUCACAACAAUCAUCAGAAUCUGAUUCAAAAUUGGGAGUUCCUGAUAAAAAGCAAUUAUCAGCCAUCAAGCAAAUGAUAGCUUCGGGAUUUAUAGAUCAAAUUGCUAUUAGAGGAGAUUUAAUUUCUUCUGAUGUUAGUAUUCCUAAUAAGACUCAUGUUUCUAAUAUUCCUUAUAAAACCAUUUUCCCUAUUCAUGGAAGUAAUUUUGAAAUGGAAGAAUUUGUAUAUAUCCAUCCUAAUUCAAUACUUACUAAAUCUGGUCAAAUGCCAGGAAAUUAUUUGGUUUAUCAAACAUUAAGUACUGGCAAUAAUACUAAAGAAGGAGUAGCUAUGAAAGUUAGAAUGAAACCUUUGGUAGAGAUUAAAGGUAAACAGUUGACUAGUAUUUCUAAGAAUUCUCCUCUUUUAACAUAUUCCAAACCUCUUGGACAUCCUUAUGCUCCAAAGAAUAUUACUCCUACUAAACGAGAAUGUUAUGUUGUACCAAGAUUUGGUGCAGCUAUAGGUUCUGGAGGGGUAGGCUGGGAUUUACCGGCAAUUAAAGUAAUCCAAGAGAAGAGAGAUGGUAAUUGGAUUAUUGAAAAGCAUAUAAUUUAGCAUUAUUUAUAGGAUAUAAUAAACAAUUACUUAAUAGAUAGUUAACUUA